Molecule: messenger RNA, 2426 nt
Organism: Salvelinus namaycush (lake trout)
Lineage: Eukaryota; Metazoa; Chordata; Actinopteri; Salmoniformes; Salmonidae
Product: histone-lysine N-methyltransferase NSD2-like
Exons: 10
Coding region: 135-2426 (763 amino acids)
Cellular component (GO): nucleus
Source: RefSeq, a predicted model, not a curated record
GGAGUAGAGUUUCCCGCAACCUUUGAUUCAAGUUGAAUGAAAUCGGGGUUUUCAAGAUGAUUCAAACAGACUAUUUUCAAAUUUGAUAACUAUUCGAGAAAUUCAACAGCUGAGUGAGGCUGGAGUUUGAUGGGAUGGACAGUAAGGGACGGUCUGGGAUGGACAGUACCAGUAAGGGGCGGUCUCUGCCCUCGAUGCCAGAGGCCCUCAACCCAGUCAGCAUGAAGCAGCCGUCUGAGCCCCUGGGGGGGAGGAAGGGUCGGGGUGGGGGGGACCUGGGGGCGGACCCGGCCCUGCUGAUGGACAAGGCAGCUGCCCAGCUGGCCGUGACGCUCCAGGACAGUGUUCUAAACAACAUGGCCUCCCAUGGUCAUAGUCAUGAGAGGCUGAAGGACCUGACGUCCCUCAUGCUGAACGGAGACCAGGACAAGCUGCCCAAGCUGUGCCCCCCUGAGCCCCCCACCCUGAAGGGUGCAGAGGCCCCUUCCUCCCACCCCAGCCCCCAGAGGAAGGCCACCUCCCCCGAGAUUAAACUGAAGAUCACCAAGAUGGUGUCCAAGGGGACUCCGGCGCGCUUCGAGACGUUCUGUGGAGAGGGGCCCAACCUGCCUACCGAGGGCCUCCUGGUUCCAGCCAGUAGGGCGGGGAGGAAGAGAAGACUCAUCAAACCCAAACCUCUGCACAAACUUGCCUCUGCCUCUAACCAUGACCCAGUUCCUGUGGAGGUGUCAGCAGCCAGUCAGCCAGAGGAGGGCACUGCUGCACCACUACAGAUCCAGCAGGCCAGUCCUCUGGUGGAACAGAGCCAGGAGGAGGAGCUCCCUGUCCAUACAGUGUUCUCUGUGGGUGAUGUAGUGUGGACCAAGGUGUCAGGAUACCCAUGGUGGCCCUGCAUGGUCUCUACCGACCCAGAACUCAACACACACCUCAAACACAAAGCAAUUAACAGUCAUACAUCUGGCAUCCUGUACCACGUCCAGUAUUUUGGGAACACCCCGGAGAGGGGCUACAUCUUUGAGAAGAACAUGGCCUCCUUCAGUAGGGAGGAGCAAUAUAUUGAACUCUGCCAUGGCAACAAACAACCAUCUUCGCGGGUCGUCCACAGAAAGAGUACCACUUCUUCCGUACCCAGGAAGCUCCAUGCCCAGUGGGUGGUGGGCAUCACUCAGGCCAAGGAAGCUGCCAGCCUGGCCCUGGAGGAACGCCUGGCCAAGUAUACCUUUACCUACGAUACUGACGGGCCACACCUCAACCCCCGCCUGUUGGCUGAGCCCUGCCCCGCUGAGCCUAGCCCCUACCCCGCUGAGCCUGGCCCUGACCUUGGACCAGAGCAGACAAAGGCCCAAACACCGGACCAGGAGCCAUCCAGGCUGACCCUCCUAUCUCCCAGCCCAACCAGUCCCCAGGUCCAGCCCACCCCCACAGACUGCAGCACUUCACUGGAGGAAAAGAAGAGUGGUGGCCCCAGAACAACAGAUGGAACUGAGAAACAACGGAAACGGAAGCGGACCACUUCCACACUGAAAAAGGAAACGACUAAAGUCCUGGUCUCCCAUAAAGGACAAACAGAGAUGCCCUCUCAGGAUCUUGUCUCCCCUAGCUCAGAGACUGGACAACUUGACCCUCACAAGCAGAAACAGAAGAAGUCCAAACUGAAACCUCAACUAACUGCCAAGACGGAGAGGAAGAGGUCCAAAGGGGUUGCCUUGACUACCAACAUGCUAGAAACCCUGCCGCAUGCACCUAUAGCUAAAACAGGUACCAAGACCUGUCCCGUUAAAGAUCAGCUGAAGGCAGAACAUAAAGGUAAGAAGGAUCCUCAGAAGAAGCAGCUGCCUGGUAAACCAGCUCUACAGAUCGAUGAGGACCAACAACCCAAGAAGAAACGUGGAGUUGGUGACAAACAGAAGGCUGUGGCAGCAGACUCCUCCGCCCCCACGAAGAAGAGAAACAGAAAGAUAACGGAGACAGAAGUUAAAGGAUUCAUUAGUUCUAAAUCACCAGAGAAAGAACCAGAGAAGGCAAAGCCAAUCAUGAAGAGGAGGCUGGACUCAGCCAGCCAAUUAGCAGCCUCCCAGACCAAGAAGAGGAAGCAAGCAGCAUCCAGUCCUGAGCCAGAGGGCUCUGGCAUUGAGGAGCGUCCAGAGUCCCCCAGUGACAGCAUAGACCAGACCAACGGGGCCAAGAAGACCAACGGAGGAGGCCCCAAGAAGGAAUCUGUCUGUCAGGGAGGGAUAGCGUACUACCCACCCGGGAGGAUAGCGUACUACCCACCCGGGAGGAUAGCGUACUACCCACCCGGGAGGAUAGCGUACUACCCACCCGGGAGGAUAGCGUACUACCCACCAGGCAGGAUAGCGUACUACCCACCCGGGAGGAUAGCGUACUACACCAGGGAGGAUAGCGUAUUACACCAGGGAGGAUAG